This is a messenger RNA of Thlaspi arvense, 1319 nucleotides long. The record is from the annotation of a GenBank genome assembly. NCBI's taxonomy places the organism in Eukaryota, Viridiplantae, Streptophyta, Magnoliopsida, Brassicales, Brassicaceae.
AACCGAAACAAAUAUUAAACGGAAUAACAAAUAAAGUUUCCUCUCUCCCUUUUUUUAAAUUCUUAAUCCGAUGGAUCGGCAAAGUUCCGAUGACAUCAUGAGAUUUCUCGAUGGAAUGGCUAGCUCCGACGACGUUCUCUUCGGUUUCCUCGACGAAGGAAAUCAGUGUCCGGAGGAUUUCCCGGACUCCGGCAAUCUCAACGGCGGCGGAGAUGAAGACGACGAGAACGAGAGCAAUAGCAAUUGCAAUUCUGAAGAAAACAGAGUUUUCUGGCAGGAACAAGAACAACUUCUCCAGGGGACACUGUAUAGGACAAGUUCGAUUGAGACAAAAAUUAGACAAGCCACAAAAGAAGCAUUGAAACAAGUUAAAUCAAAGGGUCUUCAUUGUGUCUGCCGGCGACCCGUGGCCGGUGGUUGCCGGAGCUGCUUACGUGGCGAAAUUUCCCAACAUCUCCGAGAUGUGGCCGGCUACAACUGCGUCAUCUCCAAAUCCAAGUGGAGAAGCUCUCGAGACAUCCCUGCAGGGGAACACGAAUACAUAGAGAUUGUGGACAGAUCUUGUUCGAAGAAAGGCGAGAUGCGAGUGGUGAUAGAGUUAUCGUUUAGGGCAGAGUUCGAGAUUGCAAAAGGAGGGGAAGAGUACAAGAGACUAAUCGGCCGGUUGCCGGAGGUCUACGUCGGAAAAACAGAGAGGCUUCGAUCACUGAUCAAGAUAUUGUGCAUCGCGGGGAAGAAAUGCUUGAGAGACAAGAAAAUGCACAUGGGUCCUUGGAGAAAACACAAGUACAUGCAGGCCAAGUGGCUUGGCACGUGCGAUAGAUCGAACUCCUUGGAAGAAGCGGUUUCGGAGACGACGGAGCCGGAGAACUGGGUGCCGGCGGUGAAGCCUAGGGUUUCUAUGUUGAACUAUGAUGGUCUGUUAGGUGGUUUGUCGGCCGGGAUGGGCCGUACUGCCGCUGUAACGGUCGUGUGAUUUGUGUGUAUAUAUGGCAAGUGAUCAUGACUUGUAAUUACUAAUUAAUUUGAUUAGGGCAAGUGAGUUUUAAUUUUGAGUUUCCAAUUUGAAGCUAACCGGAGUUUAUCCAACGACGUUGCCUAUUCCGUGGUUCUUUGAAUCCGAUCCAACGACGGUUAGGUCAUUGGGCGUCGGGAAUUGAUGGAAUGAGAGAUAUUUAUGACUAUUUUGCGACUUGUUUUCAUAGAUUGUAACACUAAUAACACUUAUAUUUUACAGAAAUAGAGUAAUAGAUUUCUGCAUUUCGAGUUUGUAUGAAAUUUCAUUCAUUUCUAAAGGUAAUUAGAUAUUAAAAAUCCAG